Molecule: messenger RNA, 2189 nt
Organism: Microbotryum saponariae
Lineage: Eukaryota; Fungi; Basidiomycota; Microbotryomycetes; Microbotryales; Microbotryaceae
Source: the annotation of a GenBank genome assembly
AUGGCGUACCCGCCAGGACGUUUCAGUUCGCCACUGGAUGCGUUCGACUAUCAACGUCGUAAGUCAUGCUGGUUGGCGGCCGUCGCACACGCCGAGCUGUUGCCCAAGCUGACAAUGAGGUUCCUCUACGUAGUCGCGAGUUCCGAACGAGGACUCGAAUAUGGAGGCGCAACAUCAUCUUCAUUCUCAUCCCACCUUCCGAGAGCUUUACGAAUACCCAUCGUCCGAUACCUCCUCGUGGGCUUGCUCGCACUGGUCGGAUUGCACUGGCUCGCACUGUUCAUGUCCCCGAGCUACGCCGCCAGCGCCUCCCUCGAAGCCAUCGCAUUCAAAAGUGGUCUAGGAUCAGAUGGCUCCCCUUCAUCAUGGCAUGACUCUUCGACAACAAAUCUAGAUGACUUGACAAGUGUCGGCGGUACCGGACUCGCGCCGUUUGAGCCGCUUGACCCCGAUCCCAAUGCGAUCAAUGCGACCAACAAAGCUCGCGCGGCGUUCGUUAUCCUCGCUCGCAACUCGGAUCUAUGGAAGAUUGUAGGCAGCAUCCGACAGACUGAAGGUGUGUUCGACGCUCUUUCCUUUUUGAGAGCAAUGAAGCCAUCCUUCGUUCCUAGCACUAGAUUUGCUGACAGUCGACCAUCACUUUCCUUUCGAGCAGAUCGGUUCAACAAAAACUUCCACUAUCCCUACGUGUUCCUCAACAAUGAGCCCUUCACAGACGAAUUCAAGAAAUUUACCUCGCUCCUCGCAAGUGGGACAUGUAGCUAUGGUCAGGUUCCGAGCGAUCAGUGGGCGAAUGAGCCGAGUUGGAUUGAUCAGACGAAAGCGGCCAAGGCGCGUCAGGCGAUGGUUGAGAAGAAGAUCCUCUACGGUGGCAGUCAAUCGUAUCGACGGAUGUGCAGGUAAGCCAUCUUUUCACUUUACUGCCCGCCAAUUGUCUCGUCCUCACCUCCCGGUCAUUGUCCUGUCGCAGGUAUCAAAGUGGGUUCUUCUGGCGGCACCCCCUGUUGGACCAGUACGAUUAUUAUUGGAGGAUCGAGCCGGGCGUCAAGUUCUUGUCAGUCAAGUCUUCAAAUCGGAUCACGGAAAUCGCGCCUUGGACAUGUGUCUGACGCUUGGGAUACGUAUCACUUCCGCAGCUGCGAUUUGGCGUACGAUCCGUUCGUCUUCAUGCGCGACAGCGGCAAGAAGUACGGGUGGGCGAUCUCCAUCUACGAGUAUGCGGAGACAAUACCUUCGCUUUGGUCAGAGACUCAAGGUGAACCGCUAUCCUGUUCAUUGCAAAAGCUUGGGGCUAGCUGAAUCUUCCUAUGGAUGGUGUAUGGGCAAACAUAGACUUCAUCCACAAGAACCAACACCUGAUCGCCCCGAACAACCUCAUCGACUGGAUCUCCGACGAUUUGGGCAAGACGUACAACCUGUGUCAUUUCUGGGUACGCUGUGUCCGUGCGAGACAAUUGUACACGAUAAUAAUGACACUUAAGACCCCUUUGUGCCCUUAUACAGUCCAACUUCGGUCCGUUUUCACUUCGUGCCAGCCCACAGUUCCGGGCGAGACGAGACUGACCCCUUUCCCUUUGACAUCGAUCCUAGAAAUUGGCGACCUGAACUUCUUCCGAGGCGAGGCCUAUCGAGCCUACUUCGAUCAUCUGGAUCGCUCUGGAGGGUUCUUUUACGAGCGGUGAGUGUUGCCUGGAUUCAGUUUGUUGGUGGGAUCUCACCUAAUCGAUCAUCUUGCGCGCACAGAUGGGGCGACGCACCUGUGCAUUCGAUCGCCGCGGCGCUGUUCCUGAAUCAAACCGAAGUGCACUGGUUCAAAGAUAUCGGCGUGAGUGCAAGACGGAGAUCGGAAUCUGUUAGCGGUUUCUGGUUCCUAAAAAGUCAUUCGCUGCGUAGUAUCGUCACGAGCCCUUCCAACAUUGCCCUGCCGAUCCGGCGGAGCGCGAUCGAUGCUCUUGCAAUCCGUGAGUUGGCGGUCCUCCCAGAACGAAGGAACGCGAGCUUCCGACUGACGACGACUUGGUUUGCUCCCCGAUCAGUGCCGACACAUUCGGUCCGUCUUUUACGCUAUGGCUUUCAUGCGGUGUCGGGAGAACGUUCUGGCUGAUACCCUCGUUUUCAAUCGAUUCUUUCCAGAAACGCAUUGGUACUCUUGCACUCAGAAAGGGAAAAGCAAAGGGUUCUGGACCUGA